AGUUCAGAGACUGAUGACGUCGUUUCACAAUGAAGAUAUUAUUCACUAUAAUAUUCCUGACGGGAUGCUUUGUCCUCGCCAGAUCACACACGUACCAUUUGGGCGACUGCCCGCUCGUCGAGCCUGCGAAAGCAUUUGAAAUGAGCAGAUUUUUAGGUUUGUGGUACGUGAUCCAAAAAACGUCUACAGCAAGCAAAUGCAUCACUUACAAUUACACUCGCGAUGAGGAGCCUGGAGUGUACAUAUUAACGCAAGUUUCGGAUCAUCCGAUAUUAGGUCUUACGCCAUUGAAGCACAGAUAUCAUUACACCGGUGAAUUGACCGUUCCGGAACCAAGUACACCCGCAAGAAUGGAAAUUCGCUUUCCCCUGAACCUAAUCGGAAGUGCGUCUCACGUGGUGGUCUCCACGGACUACCAGAACUACGCGGUCAUUUUCACCUGUCAGAAGUUGAAGUUCUGGAACCGUCAGAGCUUGACGAUCUUGUCCAGGAAUCGAGACUUAGACAAGACGUACUUGAUCAGGAUACGCGAUAUAUUAUCUUUCUACGGAGUGGGUCCGUACGGUCUGAGCAACAUCCCUCAAACCGGAUGUCCUCAUGGUAACAACACGUUGGACAUUAACGUGGAUCCAAACACUUUCACGGCUGAGAAUAUUGAAAACGUGGUUCGUAAGGCUGGACAGAAAUUAUGCGACGGUGUUGAAUGGGUGGUUAGUGCAGGAAGCAAAGUGUACCAUAAGAUAGCCGGAAGCGAGGAGAAAGAAACGAGGAAACCAGAGGCGAACAGUAGAUGAACCAUGACGAAAGGCUACGAGAAUAGCGCAGUCGAAUGGUUACCUUAGAUUGUAGCUUUAAGACGCGAUUCGAUUGUUUGUUUUUUUUACAAUUUAACCUUAGUGACGAUGAAUAUUUAUUUUGUUUAUACUCAUCGAGAGAAUAUUCCUUUUUUCGUAUAGACAAGUGAUAUUUGUACACUGCAAUAGAAAUGAGGUAGAAGACGUAGGGGGAGAACCAAAGACUAUGUAACUAGAGCUACGAUAAUAUUUUUACGUUGAUAACUUUUGCAAAUAGAAAAUGAACGUUGUCGACUUGUAAUCUCCGAGACGAAAUAAACAGAUUGUGC
Messenger RNA from Habropoda laboriosa, 1123 nucleotides. Its product is annotated as apolipoprotein D-like. NCBI's taxonomy places the organism in Eukaryota, Metazoa, Arthropoda, Insecta, Hymenoptera, Apidae. The coding region runs from base 30 to 794 and encodes 254 amino acids. Gene Ontology annotation, molecular function: pigment binding. The transcript is spliced from 5 exons. The record is from RefSeq and is a predicted model, not a curated record.